AUGGAUUCUUCGCUGCAUGAGGUCUGGCAAGCUGCUGCUGGCAGUCCCUUCUUCCCUACCGUGGACAAGGACACUCAGUUCACGCUCGCUUUUGCCUUGCUCCUCGUUGGUUUCUUCCUCACUGGCGUCUUUGCUCUCAACCGCACUUUGAUUAACGUCCCCCUACUGGGCAUUCCGGCUUCUCUCACACUUGCUUGGAGCAAUCAAGAGAAGACGCUACUUGGCGCGCCAAUUGCCUUUCUGCCAGUUUUUGAACCUUUCAUUCACGCACCUUUCCCAAACAACCACAUCCGCAACUUCGAUAUGUCUACAGAAGCCCAACCCAUCUUCCGCGCGGUUGCGACUUCUACCAGGCCGCUGUAUCAACUUUUAAGAUGCAUAAACUUUGCACCCAGAGUUCAUGUCCAAAUUACAGAGGAAGGUAUUCGUUUUGCUUCUGACCAUGCGCGAGUGAUGCAGGGCGUUGCGUUUCUCGAUAAAUCCCUCUUUUCGUCAUAUACCGUCAAUUUACCUUCCCAGGAUGGUGAUGACGCGCCUGAGCUUCCUAAUUUCCAACUUUCCUUGUCAUCAGUCCUUGAAGUGCUACAGAUCUUUGGGGCUGUGGAUGUAGCCACUCGCGCUCACAAAGCAGAACAAGACCCUUAUCGCAGCAAUCUCCGGAACUACCGCCCAGAUGCUUUCAGCAACCAAACCCUCGGCAUUUCUGGUACUUGCACUCUUCUGUACGCUGAAGAAGGAGACCCAUUCAAGAUCACUAUCGAAGAAUCUGGCGUGAAGACGACUGCAUCUUUGACAACCUAUUUGCCCGAAAUACCCGAUGACAUUCCUUUCGACCGCACUGAUCUCACCUUUAAAAUCAUUAUGCAAUCUCGAACAUUGCUGGAUUCGCUCGCCGAAAUUUCUCCAACAGCUCCUUUGAAGUUGACAAUCACAGCCACCAAAGCCUCGCCUUUCUUAUCGCUCGCUGGUGCAGGAGAUCUGGGGAGCUCAGGGGUAGAUUUUGCACGUGGCAGGGACCUUCUCGAGACUUUUACCAUCCAAGAUCGUUGGUCGCAGGCCUACAAAUUUGACUUUAUCAAGAAUUCAACAGAAGCGAUGCGAAUCGCCAACAAGGUCAGCUUACGAGGAGACUCACAGGGAGUUUUGAGCCUGCAGUUCAUGGUGGAUAUCGAGGGUGGCAAGCGAAGCUUUCUUGACUUUCGGUUCGUGCCUUUCCUCCAGGAAGAUGGCGAGGAUGAUGACACAGAUGGUGCUGAGUAG
Messenger RNA from Fusarium graminearum PH-1, 1260 nucleotides. RefSeq lists its product as uncharacterized. The transcript is spliced from 4 exons. Gene Ontology annotation, biological process: DNA damage checkpoint signaling; DNA repair; protein N-linked glycosylation. Lineage: Eukaryota; Fungi; Ascomycota; Sordariomycetes; Hypocreales; Nectriaceae. The coding region runs from base 1 to 1260 and encodes 419 amino acids. Gene Ontology annotation, cellular component: nucleus; checkpoint clamp complex. The record is from RefSeq and is a predicted model, not a curated record.